UUUGGUGGAGUGGUGAUGUCUGAAGUCGCCCCUGUUGCCGGGCCCGAUGUGGCCCCCGCUGUCGCUCCAGCCCCGGCUAAGGCUACGGCUGCCAAGAAGCCGAAGAAAGCGGCGGGCAGCUCCAAAGCCCGGAAGCCCGCGGGCCCUAGCGUCACCGAGCUGAUUACCAAGGCGGUGUCCGCCUCCAAGGAACGCAAGGGGCUCUCCCUCGCCGCGCUUAAGAAGGCGCUAGCCGCCGGUGGCUACGAUGUGGAGAAGAGUAACAGCCGCAUCAAGCUGGGGCUCAAGAGCCUCGUCAACAAAGGUACCCUGGUGCAGACCAAGGGCACCGGUGCCUCCGGCUCUUUCCGCCUUAGCAGAAAGCCGGGAGAGGUGAAAGAAAAAGCCCCCAGGAAGCGAGCGACCGCAGCCAAACCCAGAAAGUCAGCGGCUAAGAAGCCUGCCAGCGCUGCCAAGAAGCCCAAGAAAGCAGUGACAGCGAAGAAGAGCCCCAAAAAAGUGAAGAAACCGGCCGCUGCCGCAGUCAAGAAGACAGCCAAGAGCCCGAAAAAGGUGACUAAGGCUGCCAAGCCCAAGAAGGCGGCGGCAGCAGCGAAGAGUCCAGCCAAGGCGAAGACGGUGAAGUCCAAAGCUAAGCCCAAGGCAGCCAAGCCAAAAGCGGCUAAGGCGAAGAGGGCGGCGCCCAAGAAGAAUGUGUUGGAAGUGGAAAUACUGAAACCCAACGGCUCUUUUAAGAGCCACCCACUAUUAUCCCCAAGAGGGCUGAUGCACUUCUUUAUCGAGGUCCGUGCCUUCAGCAGAGGUAACCACACGCCACUAUCCGUGUGGGACGUUCGUCUGUGGAUUGGAUGGGACGCUAAACUUCCGGCCGUGGUUACGCUAAGACUUGAAAAAAUAAAAUUUGUAUUUCCUGCGAUAACGUUUUCUAAAGGCUGACUUUUUUGAGCAGCGCAAGAGGGUUAAAGGGACUGCUUAGGGCGGGCGUCGCUCCGGGGCGUGGAGUUUUGUUUCGGCGAUUUUAAUCUGCGCUAUUAGUAACAGCCUGGGCGGGACGGCCACACCUCUUAGCGGUCGUACCUGGGAACUGUCAGCGCAGCUCCUCCGCUUCCUUGGCAAUGACCUAUCCGCUCGGCAG
Molecule: messenger RNA, 1135 nt
Organism: Neopsephotus bourkii (Bourke's parrot)
Lineage: Eukaryota; Metazoa; Chordata; Aves; Psittaciformes; Psittacidae
Product: histone H1.11L-like
Exons: 2
Coding region: 16-936 (306 amino acids)
Biological process (GO): nucleosome assembly
Cellular component (GO): nucleosome
Molecular function (GO): DNA binding; structural constituent of chromatin
Source: RefSeq, a predicted model, not a curated record